Anneissia japonica is the source of this 698-nucleotide messenger RNA. RefSeq names its product 26S proteasome non-ATPase regulatory subunit 12-like. Gene Ontology annotation, cellular component: cytoplasm; nuclear proteasome complex; proteasome regulatory particle, lid subcomplex. NCBI's taxonomy places the organism in Eukaryota, Metazoa, Echinodermata, Crinoidea, Comatulida, Comatulidae. The transcript has 5 exons. The record is from RefSeq and is a predicted model, not a curated record. Bases 105 to 683 code for a protein of 192 amino acids.
ACUGCGGCAGUGACGAUAGCCACUACCUGGAAGAAGAGAAGGCUACAAACCUCUUGUUAUUCUUACUUUUUAGGCCGGUCAGGAUUCAAAGCUAAAAAAUCAUCAUGGCUGAUGAGGGAAGAUUACAAAAAAUGGAAGUUGAUUACACUGAAACUGUAGAUAAACGGUUGCCAGAAUGUGAAACCCUAACUAAGGAAGGAAAACUAAGUGAAGCUCUGGAAUCUCUCUUGUCACUUGAGAAGCAGACAAGAACAGCAGCUGAUAUGCAUUCAACUGCCAGAGUUCUGAUAGCAAUUGUACGUUUGUGCUUCGAACAGACUGAAUGGAAUCUGCUGAAUGAACAUAUAUUGCUGCUCACAAAAAGGCGAAGCCAACUUAAGCAGGCAGUACAAAAAAUGGUUCAAGAAGUUUGUACAUAUGUAGAUCAGACCCCUGAUCUGGAUACUAAACUGAAAUUGAUAGACACUCUGAGAACUGUCACAGCAGGCAAGAUUUAUGUGGAAAUUGAGCGUGCAAGACUUACAAUGAAGUUGGCCAAGAUCAAGGAAGAGCAACUGGGAGAGGUGGCUGAGGCAGCAGAAAUCCUACAGGACCUUCAGGUUUGUAAUUGUAGGCCAAAAACAUUUGUGCUGUCCAAUUCAGAUUCAUUAGAUACUCGGGCUAGACGGGUAGCCAAGUGGUAAGGUGGGACACCGCUA